CACUGCUACAAGGUUCCGCCCUCUGCUUCCAUUUCUGAAGUGAAGAAGCGGUGUCGCCGAGUCCUCGCCUUUUUAUAUACACGUUUUAGUAAAUAAAGUAGGGCCAUAAUCUUAAAGCGGUGAGUUAAACAGCAGACCCUGUUAAUUGUGGUACGCUGUUUGAGUAGUAGCUGGAACAGUAUCUAGCACUUCAUUCCCCAUUUUAACUUUACUAAGCGGCGAUACCGCCGCCCCAUAACGUUACCAGUGCGUGAGUUGGGGCCUACAGUGUUGGUUUGACCACGAGGAGCGGUCGAUUGGAUCAGUGCGAUGGCGGAGUUCGGUAACGGACUGGCAGAGGAAUCCUUACUAGAUUCAGAUCCUGGACAUCCAGAGCUCGAAGAUCCGGGUGUCGGUGACGAAGAACCGGGGUUAGAAGAGGGAGAGGCCGCGAUUGAAGACCCGGAGCUGGAGGCGAUCAAAGCUCGGGUCAGAGAGAUGGAGGAAGAGGCAGAGAAGCUGAAGGAGCUACAGAAUGAGGUGGAGAAACAGAUGAACCUCAGCCCACCACCAGUCGGACCUGUUAUCAUGUCUAUCGAGGAGAAGAUGGAAGCAGAUGGCAGAUCUAUUUAUGUUGGAAAUGUGGACUAUGGUGCCACUGCAGAAGAAUUGGAGGCUCACUUUCAUGGCUGCGGCUCAGUAAACAGAGUCACCAUCUUAUGUGACAAAUACACAGGGCAUCCCAAGGGGUUUGCCUAUAUUGAGUUUGCAGACAAAGAGUCUGUAAGGACGGCUAUGGCUUUGGAUGAGUCCCUUUUCAGAGGAAGGCAGAUAAAGGUGGGCGCUAAGAGAACAAACAGACCAGGUAUCAGCACCACAGACCGUGGCUUUCCACGGGCUCGCUUCCGAUCACGUGGAGGAAGCUUCUCAUCCCGUGCACGCUACUACAGUGGCUACACACCACCCAGAGGCAGAGGACGGGCCUUCAGGGGCCGAGGGCGAUCAACAUCGUGGUAUUCCCCUUACUAAACACCCUCCUCCCUCCAACACUCCAUUAUUAUCAACCCUCUGUUCCCAUUUAGAAAACAGUCAAUGAAAAGCCCCACCCUGUACCCCAACAAUAAAGGAAGAGAACCCCAGAAGAGAGAAAAAAGACAAAAAAGGAGAAAAGCCUCUCGUGGACAGAGACUGACUGCUGCAGUGUGCGAUUGUGUGUGAGCGUGAGUGUGCCCAGAUUGAUGCAGUCAGUCCUGGUAAGGUAUCAGUUGGCCACUGGGGAAGAAACAGUGGCACAUGUUUCUAUUGGGUUUUGUUUGGGGUGGUAUCUCAGGCUGCAGAUGUCUCCUUUGGUCUGGCUGUGACCUCCACCUUUCACACCAUCACCAACACAACCCACCCCACUCACCUGUCACCACCAACAAAAGGGGGCGGGGGGGACAGCAUGAAAAGAUAGUGUUGUCUUAAGUUUAAUGUGCUACUCAUAUGUGAAACUAUCACUAUCCAGAAUGGUGUUUUAAGUUUGUGGAGUGUGUCAUUACCUUCCAACAUCCACCCCUCCUGUACCUGCAGUUCUCUACACCCCUACCCACCCUUACUGUUUUUGUUAGAUGCCCCCAUUGACAGUUUGUGAUACCCCCACCCCACCUCCUUCCUUCCAUGUCUCCUGUCUCUCAUCCUCCUUCCCCUCUCCUUUUCCUCUCUCUGUAUAUUAGACCACUUCUUGUCGUUUCAGGUUUCAGGACCAGUGGAGGCUGACGACCCCUACCCAGGUGGCGCCGGCCCCCCCCACUGUCUCCGCAGCGUCUCUCUCGCUCUCUGCUCCUGC
Monopterus albus (swamp eel) is the source of this 1804-nucleotide messenger RNA. It is a transcript of the gene pabpn1, whose product is annotated as poly(A) binding protein, nuclear 1. The record is from RefSeq and is a predicted model, not a curated record. Gene Ontology annotation, molecular function: poly(A) binding. Gene Ontology annotation, cellular component: nucleus. The transcript is spliced from 7 exons. NCBI's taxonomy places the organism in Eukaryota, Metazoa, Chordata, Actinopteri, Synbranchiformes, Synbranchidae. The coding region runs from base 310 to 1008 and encodes 232 amino acids.